GCUGGUGUCGGUGGGGGAGUAGUGCCCCGGGGGUCAGGAAAUAGUGCCCCGUCAGUGGGGGGAGGAAUAAAUAGUGCCCCAUCGUUGGUGUCAGUGGGGGGAGGAAUAGUGCCCCAUCGUUGGUGUCAGUGGGGGGAGGAAUAGUGCCCCAUCGUUGGUGUCAGUGGGGGGAGGAAUAGUGCCCCAUCGUUGGUGUCAGUGGGGGGAGGAAUAGUGCCCCAUCGU
This is a messenger RNA of Staurois parvus, 225 nucleotides long. The record is from the annotation of a GenBank genome assembly. Lineage: Eukaryota; Metazoa; Chordata; Amphibia; Anura; Ranidae.